Malaya genurostris is the source of this 616-nucleotide messenger RNA. RefSeq names its product sex-regulated protein janus-A-like. Lineage: Eukaryota; Metazoa; Arthropoda; Insecta; Diptera; Culicidae. The transcript has 2 exons. Gene Ontology annotation, molecular function: protein histidine phosphatase activity. Gene Ontology annotation, biological process: peptidyl-histidine dephosphorylation. Gene Ontology annotation, cellular component: cytosol. The coding region runs from base 77 to 529 and encodes 150 amino acids. The record is from RefSeq and is a predicted model, not a curated record.
UCAAUACACACUGCAUCGGUGUGCGUAACAGAGACGUCAAAUAGCUUAAUAAUUUAUCGGUAUCUCCGAUUUUGUUAUGCACAUACUACCGGUGUUUCGAAAUAUUUUUAGAACGGUUAAAACUUUUAAAGGCUUCACAAACCCCCACUACUGCACGAUGGUAGACGCAAAACUGGAAGCGGUGCCGUUGGUGGAAAUCGACGAAGGCAUCUUCAAGUACGUACUGAUCAAGGUCUACGGUCGAGAAAAGGCAGAUGGAAGUGAACCGAGCAAAAACAUUGUACGCGGUUUUGCUCGAGCGCAGUGGCACUCCGAUAUCUACGAGGAAGUAAGCGGGGCACUGGCGGGACUAGGGCUCGAAACGGAAUGUCUUGGCGGGGGUCGCAUCGAGCACCGGCCAGACGAGAAACUGAUCAAGGUCUACGGGUACUCGCAGGGUUACGGCAAAGCGGAUCACCAGGAAACGAGACGCAUUCUGUUGACCCAAUAUGGUAGCUUCCAAAUUGAAACGUCAGAUGAAGGUUAUUAGUUGUUAUUGUCAACAAAAGUUAUCGGUAGUAUAUUUGAAAUACAUUCUUCCGGGUUUUAAUUUUCAAUACACUGCUAUAUUUAUGAA